Messenger RNA from Tilletiopsis washingtonensis, 1023 nucleotides. RefSeq names its product Ribokinase-like protein. NCBI's taxonomy places the organism in Eukaryota, Fungi, Basidiomycota, Exobasidiomycetes, Entylomatales. Bases 1 to 1023 code for a protein of 340 amino acids. The record is from RefSeq and is a predicted model, not a curated record. Gene Ontology annotation, molecular function: adenosine kinase activity. The transcript has 5 exons. Gene Ontology annotation, biological process: purine ribonucleoside salvage. Gene Ontology annotation, cellular component: cytosol; nucleus.
AUGCCCGGCCAGUUCGACCUCGUUGCGUUCGGCAACCCGCUGCUCGACAUGCAGAUCCGCGACGGCGAGGAGGUGCUCAAGAAGUACAACCUCAAGUCCAACGACGCCAUCCUUGCCGAGGAGUCGCACCAGAGCAUCUACGAGCACAUCGUGGAGAAGUACGACGUCGUGUACGUCGCCGGCGGCGCCGCUCAGAACACUGCGCGCUGUGCGCAGUAUGUGCUGCCCGAGAACUCGACGGCCUACCUCGGCUGCGUGGGCGACGACGAUCUGGCCCAGCAGCUGCGCGCCGCCAACGACAAGGAAGGCCUGCGUUCGGCCUACCAGGUCAACAAGGCGCUGCCGACGGGCUCCUGCGCCGCCAUCAUCUCCGGCCACGACCGCAGCCUCGUGACGCGCCUCGGCGCCGCCGAGAGCUUCAGCAAGGCGCACCUCGAGACGCCCGAGGUCAAGAAGCUCAUCGCCGAGGCCAAGUUCUUCUACAUGGGCGGCUUCUUCGUCACCCACGGCGCCGAGAGCGGCCUCAUCAUUGCCAAGCAGGCCAAGGCAAACGGCGUGCCGUUCUCCCUGAACCUCUCUGCGCCCUUCAUCCCUCAGUUCUUCUCGCAGCAGCUCGACUCCAUCCUGCCUUACGCGUCGCUGGUGAUCGGCAACGAGUCGGAGGCGGUGGCGUACGCCGAGGCGCACUCGUACGGCACCUCGGACCUCAAGGCCAUUGCCGAGAAGCUCGCUGCCUCGCCCAGCGAGCUGCAGGGCGCGCGCACCGUCAUCAUCACGCACGGCUCCGAGCCGACGAUUGUCGUCGAGGGCGGCCGCACGCGCGAGAUCGAGACGGCCAAGAUUGCGAGCGAGGACAUCGUGGACACCAACGGCGCCGGCGAUGCCUUUGCCGGCGGCGUCGUGGGCGCGCUGAUUCUCGGCAAGAGCAUCGAGGAGGCCGUCAAGGUGGGCCAGAAGCUGGGCGGCAUGUGCAUUGGCCAGGUCGGACCCUGCCUCAAGUUCCCCAAGGAGCAGAUCAUCUAA